Aspergillus costaricaensis CBS 115574 is the source of this 1303-nucleotide messenger RNA. RefSeq names its product aquaporin. The coding region runs from base 1 to 1020 and encodes 339 amino acids. Gene Ontology annotation, cellular component: plasma membrane. The transcript has 3 exons. NCBI's taxonomy places the organism in Eukaryota, Fungi, Ascomycota, Eurotiomycetes, Eurotiales, Aspergillaceae. Gene Ontology annotation, biological process: transmembrane transport. Gene Ontology annotation, molecular function: water channel activity. The record is from RefSeq and is a predicted model, not a curated record.
AUGGGGCCGCCACAAUGGUUUCGCAAGCGCAACGCCGACGGCCAAACGGCUCCCGUCUAUAGAUCCUCGAAUAAUCAGCUUCCCAUGCUGCACCUCGCCGACACAACGCGGAACAAUUUCAUCGCCGCCGUCGGGGAAUUCGUGGGAACCUUUCUCUUCCUCUUCUUCUCCUUCGCUGGGACGCAGGUGUCUAAUACCCCAAAACCAGUGCCCGGGUCUCCUCCAAACACUCCAAACCUGCUAUACUCCUCGCUCUGCUUUGGAUUCUCGUUGAUGGUCAAUGUGUGGGCAUUCUAUCGAGUGACUGGAGGUCUAUUUAACCCCGCAGUCACUUUGGCCCUGUGUCUGGUUGGUGGACUGUCUCCCGUCCGAGGGGUUAUUGUUUUCGGGGUUCAGCUCAUCGCAGGCAUUGCGGCUGCUGGUGUCGUGAGUGCUUUGUUCCCAGGCGACUUGAACGUCGGCACUCGUCUGGGCGGUGGCGCUUCAAUCUCACAAGGAUUGUUCAUCGAAAUGUUUUUGACGGCUCAGCUGGUGCUCAUUAUCAUCAUGCUGGCUGUUGUGAAACAUAAAUCCACCUUCCUGGCUCCUGUGGGCAUCGGCCUGGUGUUUUUCGUGACUGAGAUGGUCGGGGACUAUUAUACUGGCGGCUCACUCAACCCGGCGCGAUCGCUCGGUCCUGACGUCAUCAACCGCAGUUUCCCAGGGUACCAUUGGAUCUACUGGGUCGGUCCGUUGCUGGGAAGUCUCCUCGCAUGCGGCUUCUUCACCUUCCUCAAGAUGUUCCAGUACACCACCGUCAACCCUGGCCAAGACUACAAUGAAUGGGAAGCCAAGAUGGGUUCGGGAGGUCCCGGAUCGUGGGACAUGUCGAUGCACCGUCCCUCAUAUAACUCCGAGGCUACUACAGUAGAGCAGCCGCAAUCCCCAACGGCCGGCCGGAGGAAUCACACCCCGACCAACUCACAACUGCAGAACAACCCUAAUAUUCCCAAUAUCCCUCACGGAGCAGAGCAGGUGUAGUCAAUCGGGUGUGACGGGUUAAUGGUGGAAAUUGACGAGGCGCUAGGGAGUAUAAGGUUGACAGCAACCGGUUAAUUACGUAAUUACUUUCUCGGUGUACCUUUUUUUCUGGUUAAUAUUUUCGUUUGAUGUUCUGGCCAUGUUCCAUGAGAAUUUGUUCAACGACUGCUCAAGGGUUGGCACGGUGGCGUGGUGGUUCAUGUACGGAGUACCAUUCGAGGCAGAUUGACCAUCUCCGCGGGGAGCUAACUAUCUCCGCGGCUCUGUAGUCCAACAACUCAAC